CCAAAAGAGAGCCAGGGAGAGAAUAAUAAAGAAAAAAAUACAAUAAAAUAAAAACCGGUCACCGGCUUUGUCGGUUAACGGCGGUUCAUGUUCGAUGGGCGCGAAAAUUGAGAAAUUGCGGUGAAGCUGCGCGUAAUGCAGGCCCUCCCCAGGAUUAUUGGUCGGUCUUAGAGACAACGGAUUUCAGAUUCAGAUUUCAAAAUCAGGAAAAAAAAAAAAGAAAAGAAAACCAAAACAAGCAUUUUCGAAUUCAGCAAAAAUUUCUUCCUUGGAUUGAAAUUUUGAAUCGAAGAAAAACCCAAUUUCUUCGAUAUGGUUCUGAUCGCUGUUCGUCGUUCUCCUCGCGCUUUUCUCUCGAUUGCGGUGUCGUUGUAGCGCUCCUCAAGAAUCUCAGAAUCACACAUUUCUAGAGAGAGAGAGAGAGAAAUCGAGACGAGAAUUGAAGAGUUUUGUGGAGAGAGAGAGAGAGAAAUGUCGGACUCGGAGUUGGUGGCUCGGACUGGUCGUCAAUUGCAGCGGUACCAAGAUGGUUGCCGCCUCGUCGCCGGGUGUAUUCCUUUCAGGUAUAGAAAUCACAUCAAGGAUGAUCGCGGUGCAUAUGAGAAUGUUGUUGAGGUACUAAUGAUCAACUCAACAAGUGGACCUAAUCUUGUGUUUCCAAAGGGUGGCUGGGAAAAUGACGAAACUGUUGAGCAAGCAGCAGUACGUGAAGCUGUAGAAGAAGCUGGAGUUCGAGGUGAUUUAGUGCACUUCUUGGGGUACUACUGUUUCAAGAGCAAAACCCUGCAAGAUGAGUUUUGUCCGGAAGGUUUGUGCAAGGCUGCCAUGUUUGUGCUGCUCGUGAAAGAGGAGCUUCAGUUCUGGCCAGAGCAAAGCACUCGCCAAAGAAGCUGGCUCACCAUCCCGGAAGCCAUGGAGCGUUGCCGGCAUCAAUGGAUGCGAAAGGCUCUCGAGGAGGGUUUCUUGAAAUGGCAGGAAGAUCAAAUGAUGGCGACUUCCCCAAAGGAAGAAAACCACCUAGUGUCAUCCGCUUUAUCCCCCGAUCAGGAUUAAUCGAAAGGGCCUCUGUCAGAAACUGAACUAAGUCCCGUUUCCUUUUCAGGGUUCAAGGCACAGAUAAGAGGAUUCAACAAAUGUUUGUGCUUUUUAGGUGUUUUCCUGUGUGAUUUCUGCUGUUCUUUUUUACAAUUGAUCACUUUGUUUUGUUGUCAAGUUUAAAAUGGCAGAGGGUCAAACACAAACCGAAAUGAAGGAAGAAAAAGGCAAAAGUUAACCAUUUUUUCCCAAGUGAGCUUAAGUUUUUGACGGCCUGCAAAUUUGAGGUCUCCUUUCUUAGGAUUUCAACUAGAAGUGGUACUUUUUAGUAUUGGAAAAAUAUGUUGCCAAAAAGUUUACAUUAGCAUGUUCUUUGUAUUUUACGAAUAUCUGCCAUAAUAACAAUAUAAUUUCCUGGUUAGCCAAAAUAGGAUAAUAUUCAGUGACCUAUUAUUUAUGGAAAAGCGU
Messenger RNA from Morus notabilis, 1503 nucleotides. Its product is annotated as nudix hydrolase 16, mitochondrial. The record is from RefSeq and is a predicted model, not a curated record. The transcript is spliced from 4 exons. Gene Ontology annotation, molecular function: pyrophosphatase activity. NCBI's taxonomy places the organism in Eukaryota, Viridiplantae, Streptophyta, Magnoliopsida, Rosales, Moraceae. Bases 472 to 1053 code for a protein of 193 amino acids. Gene Ontology annotation, cellular component: cytoplasm; nucleus.